AUGAAUAGAAAUCAUCAUGAUCAUCUCGAUGCUGCGGGGAAGGAUAUGUGGUCACGUUUAAGUGAUUUGGCGGAUAAAGCUGAUAUGCUAUAUGAAAGAGAAGGAAUAUCCAAAGACCGCAAGAGUGUCUCAGAAGAAGAAGAAGAAAAGAAGACGAGAUUCAGUAUUUUGGUGGAUCUCGUGGGUAGGUUAUGUGAUCAAGAGGAACGUCGUACUCUUGGAUCAUCUCCUACAAAAACCAACACUCUUUUUGAGGGUAGUGAAAAGAGCCACUUGGAUCAUCACUUGGAUCAUCUCCCACAAAAACCAAGGUCUUCCCUUGAGUGUUUUUUUACUAGAGUAUACACGCGACGAAACCAUAAUAACGUUUCUACUUCUUCAUCGCUCUUCAACACGGAUGAGUUUGAGAGGACGGAGACUAAAAGCCCUACAAUCCGUAAUUCCCAAUCUUCACCGUCUUCGUGUCUAAUGGAGAACACAAAACGCAAGAGGUAUCAAAGUAGUGGUAAAUCCAAGAAACCAAAGUUUGAUCCUUUCUCACUGACUGCGGCGAGAGAGACGCCAGAGUGGCUUUUAGAUGUGAUGAGAAAGAUGAAGGGAGCCGAAGGACCGAUCAAACUGAUCUACGAGAAGACUUUGACCGCAACUGACGUCAAGCCAAGCGAGAGUCGUCUCUUAAUACCUUUCAAUAAGUUACUCAGAAACGACUUCUUGACUCCUGAGGAGUCUCGAGCCAUAGCCAUAGAUAAAGAAGAAGAAGAAGAAGACACCAAGAAAAUUGGUGUGAAAACGAUUAUCGUGAAUCAAUUCUCUAAAGAAUGGAGUUUACGUUUUCUGAUAUGGGUGAUGAAGAAGAAAAAAUCUGGAAAUGGAACCUUGUACUACACUUUGAAUCGGGGGUGGAAUGGUGUCGUCUCGGGUAACAAGCUCAAAGCCAACGACAAUAUUAGUCUUUGGACUUUCAGGUGUGGUGGAGUCCUCUGUUUUGCCCUUGAGAAAGAGUAG
Molecule: messenger RNA, 1005 nt
Organism: Arabidopsis thaliana (thale cress)
Lineage: Eukaryota; Viridiplantae; Streptophyta; Magnoliopsida; Brassicales; Brassicaceae
Product: B3 domain protein (DUF313)
Exons: 1
Coding region: 1-1005 (334 amino acids)
Cellular component (GO): nucleus
Molecular function (GO): DNA binding
Source: RefSeq, marked reviewed